This is a messenger RNA of Aureobasidium subglaciale EXF-2481, 2553 nucleotides long. RefSeq lists its product as uncharacterized. NCBI's taxonomy places the organism in Eukaryota, Fungi, Ascomycota, Dothideomycetes, Dothideales, Saccotheciaceae. Gene Ontology annotation, biological process: negative regulation of transcription by RNA polymerase II; positive regulation of transcription by RNA polymerase II. The coding region runs from base 1 to 2553 and encodes 850 amino acids. The record is from RefSeq and is a predicted model, not a curated record. The transcript is spliced from 3 exons. Gene Ontology annotation, molecular function: RNA polymerase II cis-regulatory region sequence-specific DNA binding; zinc ion binding; DNA-binding transcription factor activity, RNA polymerase II-specific.
AUGGGUGAAAUGACAGCACCUUCUUCUUCGACGACCUCUUCGGCCGUGCAAUCCCUCACCAGCGCCAGCACGCUGGAUUCACCAACAGAGUCGUCUGCGCGCCGGGCGCUGCGAGACAGCGUCUUCGAGUCGACCACAUGGCGCGAGACGGACGGCGAGUCCCCCGAGGAACUGCAACGGAAGGAUCCCCUCGGAACGCAGAUCUGGAAGCUGUAUUCAAAGACAAAGAACACGCUGCCCAACUCUGAGCGCAUGGAAAACCUGACGUGGAGAAUGAUGUCCAUGAACCUGAGGAGGGCUCAACACCAGAGCCGACUUGCCCACGCAUACCAGCAGCGUGCCAACGCUCCCAGCGGAAUUGCCCAGUUGAGACAGUCGGCAGAGGCGCAGUCGCUCGAGCACUCCAACUCGCACUCGCUCGACCAGUCGCACUUCGCCGUGCCUGCCAGCGAUCACAUGAAUCUGGACGACUUCAUCGUGCCUUCGUCCAUCGCAUCCCCCAUCAGCCAGUCGUCGCCCUCGGCCUCGCUCGACACCUUGAUCAACGACCCAAAGGCCACAUCGACCGGCAUUCCCAUUCGCCGGCAUCAACAGCUCCAGGAAGAGGCCCAGGACGACUUUGUUGCGCGUGCCUCGGCUCCGUCGGUCGCUCCCACUGCCAUCCACAAGACGACCGACGAGUUUGGCUACAUCCAACGCCAUGUGCGCAAGACUAGCAUUGACGAACGCAGGCCGCCCAAGCGACGUGCCGACUGCUCUCCGCAAGUGCCUCCAGUCACCACCGGCAUGCCCAACGAUGCCCUGCUCAACAACUACUCUCUCGACUCGGGCGCUUUCAACCCUCCCAACACCCAUGGCCAAGUCCCCUUCGGCCUCGACACUUUCGGCUUUGACACGGGUGCCAACGCUUCCCACAACGACCCGCUUCUGACAUCGGCCGGCCCCUUCCAGACCAACUUCAACUUUUCGCCCGUCGGUUCGCCCAUGAUGACCAAUGGCCAGUACACCAACAUGUUCAACCAGUCCAUCAUGUCCAACAACUACUGCUCACCGCCCCAGUCCUCGUACCAAUCCCGUGUCUCGACUCCCCAACCUAUCCCCGAGCACGAGCCCGUCUUCUUCAACACCUCUAGCAGUGUCGAUCUGAGGCACCAUGCCCACAUGAGCAGCUACACCAGCCAGCAACCUACUCCCGUGGCCAGUAUGCAGCCUCAGUACAUCUUCAGCCCCAACAACGACAACAUGUUCAGCCAGGUGUCGGCCCCCGAUCCAUCCACCUCGUUCACUCAACCUUCAUCCUACUCAAUGUCGGGCCACAUUGACCCCAACGAAGUCUUGUCCACUGCCAUGCCGUUGCCUCGCGAUAACAACAUGUUCACCUUUGGCGCCGACUCGGACAACGAAGACGAGGAACCCAAUUUCGGCGAUCGCAACAACUUCAUGAUGCAGACAGACUUCUCGCCCAUGGAGGACCCUUCAAUGGCCGAGUACCAGUGGGAGAGCGGUCUUGCCUCGGGUCAGUACAAUUCACUGCCCGCUCGCUACGCUGGCCCCCCUGGUCGCAAGGGCGUGACCAUCGGACACACCGAGAUGAUUCCCUCACCACAAGACUGGGGCGUAGGUAGUCUGGGUCGCACACAUGGCUCAGCAGCAUCUGUCAGCGAGAUCCGCAAUCGCGGAAACGAUCCUCGUCUGAAGAAGAUCCCUCGCACCAGCUCAACCCCAAAUGCGGCUGCUAUGGCUGCUCAGCAUGGCAUUUUCUCUGCCCGCCCACAAUCCUCACCUUCGUCGCCGCCCGAGUCUUCGACUGGCUUUAGCUCUGUAGCACCUUCUCGGCCCGGAAGCCCAAAACCUGGUGACAACGGCCUGCCUACGACAUGCACGAACUGUUUCACCCAGACCACUCCCCUGUGGCGCCGCAACCCUGAGGGGCACCCGCUGUGCAACGCAUGUGGCUUGUUCCUCAAGCUUCACGGCGUCGUACGUCCGCUCAGCUUAAAGACAGAUGUCAUAAAAAAACGUAACCGAGGCGGAGCGGGUUCCGCAACCGUCGGGCCCCCCACCAGUCGUCCCAAGAAGGCUGCUAGCAGGAAGAACUCGGUUGCCCACACUCCCGCGACCACUCCCAAGCCUAAUCACGACGCCGAAUCCCCCAAGUCCACCGCUGGCUCCUCCACUACCGCCAACACUCCUACAACUCAGACCAACCCGGUCAUUGCACCAAAGACUACUGUGGUACCUAUUGCGCCUGGUCCGCCGAAGCCGCAAAUGCCUGCUACGGGUCCAGCUCCUACUCGUAUGGUUGCACCAAAGCGUCAACGCAAGCAGAGUAAAGUUGGCAGUUCUCCUCAAGAGAUUGAGAUGGGCGAGGCGGACGACAUUAUGCCUAGUCUCCAGCCCAGGGACCUAUCUCAAGCUCCCACGCCUACUUACGCGCCCAAUCAGCAACCAAACAUGAUGAUGAACAACGGUGCCCCUGGAUCAAUGGUCAGCACUCCUUCCGGUAUGCCUGCCGGUCCACAGGAAUGGGAAUGGCUCACUAUGAGUCUGUAA